This is a messenger RNA of Durusdinium trenchii, 1440 nucleotides long. Lineage: Eukaryota; Dinophyceae; Suessiales; Symbiodiniaceae. The record is from the annotation of a GenBank genome assembly.
GCCCUGGGUCCUCAGAGGACCGUCAGCGAGCUCAUCCCUUACGUCGUGCAGGUCGUUCAGGAGGAGCCUCUCUGCAAUGAUGACGAGUUCCUGUACUCCAUGGCGAGGCAGUAUGCAGUUCUCUCGGACUACAUCAAUGGGAAUGAUGAGAUGCUCAUUGCACCCUUGGAGCACUUGGCAGCGCAAGAGGAAACUGUGAUCAGAGAUCAGGCCAUUCAAUCCCUCUGCAAGGUCAUUGAGAAAAGGCCGGCCCUGGCUCCUGACUACUUGGUGCCGGCGCUCCACCGCUUGGCCACCAAGACCGACUUCUUCACCGCGCGCGUCUCCGCCUGCGCUUUGCUGCCCUUGGCAUAUCGCCAUGUCAAAGAAGACCAGAAGGCAGGUCUGCGAAAGGCCUUCACCAUGCUCUGUGCCGAUGAGACGCCCAUGGUGCGUCGGGCAGCCGCUCACAAGAUGCGCGACUUCGUCUCGGUCUGCGCCAAGCAGGCGACCGGCACGACCGAACAGGUGAAGGACCUGUUGACGGAUCUCAUUGGAGUCUACAAGCAGCUGUCGCAGGAAGACACUCAGGACACGAUCCGCGUGGCCUGUGUCCAUGCGACCUUGGUGAUUGCCAAGAUGCUCAAUGCAGAUGAGAACCGACAGCACACGGUCACCGUGAUCAAGGAGGCCGCCGAGGAUCGAUCCUGGCGCGUCAGGCUGACCGUGGCGAAGAACUUCGAUCAGCUGUGCCAGGCCUUUGGUCCGGAGCUUACGGCUCAGAAGCUGAUGCAGCCCUUCAUCCAGCUGAUGAAGGACAAUGAGCAGGAAGUGAGAAAGGAGGCCGUGCGUGUCAUUGAGGCAUGCUUGAACCUGCCGGGAAGCCCAGCCUCGGAGCCUCAGAGGCACAUGCCCAGGAUUGACGUGCAAUGCUUUUUGUGCAGUGUUUUUGCCCUGACUUUAAGUCUUCGAGCUUUACCUCAGAUCCAUCGUGUCACAGCGACACAACGCCAAGCAUUGCCAGUCUUGGGGACUGUUGUUGGUGGAAAAGCAGCCUUGGCCGUUGGUGUCGGCUUGGGCUCAUCCUUCUUGAGCGGAUUCGCUUUGCUGUGGGCCUUGGUGCGAAAGAGACCCAAGUCGACGCCACCUCAGGGUCCUCCGCUUCUUCGCCCCGGCAAAAAGCCGAAGAUGCUGGCGCCAGCGGCCACGAAGACGCUGAAGGUUGUCCUGCUCGGCAAGACCGGCCACGGCAAAUCCACGGUGGGGAACAAACUGCUGGGGCAAAGCGCGUUCAAAACGAGCUACAGUUUCUCCAGUGAGACGAAAGGCAUCCAGAGUGACAGCUCUCGACACCUUUGCCCUCAAGACUAUAUGCCCUACAAUCUUCAGGUGUAUGACACUCAAGGCUUUAUGGACACAAACAUGAAGCUAAUGGUCAAUAUGACAAGCAAUUCGACGUGA